Messenger RNA from Linum trigynum, 1861 nucleotides. The record is from the annotation of a GenBank genome assembly. Lineage: Eukaryota; Viridiplantae; Streptophyta; Magnoliopsida; Malpighiales; Linaceae.
ACCCAAUUAUUCGAGAAUGAAAUGUUUUAUAUUUUAUAUAAUUAAUGAGAAGGGGGAAAAAAUAUUAAUGAACAUGCGAAAGGAGCAACCCUUCCUUCCUUUUUGUUUUUAUAAGCUAGACAAGAGAAGUUGUCCUUUCAAAUUCCAUUCCAUCAAUAUAUAACAAACCUACCAUUCUGCCCCUAGAACACACCUCGUGGAGCUGCAAAUUCCGACGACCCAAAAGAAAAGAGAAACGAAAUUCCACAAAGAAGAAAUGGAGGAAGUUGGAGGGCAGCCUUUGUUAGAGGAUCACGGCGGCGCGUGCAGCAGCGGCAGCCAGGAGGAGCUUGCCGACGGGGGAAAAUCGGCAGCCACGCCUGCCGUCAUCUUAAGCACUUUCAUUGCCGUCUGUGGCUCCUUCUGCUAUGGCUGCGCUCUGUCAUAUUCAUCGCCAGCGGAAUCCGGAAUCAUGGAGGAUUUGCACCUCUCCAUUGCUACUUACUCAAUGUUUGGGUCGAUCAUGGAGGUGGGUGGGAUGAUAGGUGCUCUGUUUUCUGGGAGACUAACUGCAAUGCUUGGCAGAAAGAAAAUUAUGUGGCUUUCCCAGAUAUUCUCCACCAUUGGCUGGCUUGCUAUAGCACUUGCGCAGAGUGAGUGGUGGCUGGUUGCUGGAAGGCUGUCCAUUGGAUUUGGAGUUGGCUUCGUCACUUAUGUGGUGCCGAUCUACGUAGCAGAGAUAACACCGAAAGAGUACAGAGGAGCAUUUUCAUACGCCAACCAGUUGCUGGUGAAUUGCGGGUUCUCGUUGGUUUAUUUCGUCGGCAACGUCGUUUCCUGGCGCACCUUGGCCGUCAUUUCUCUUGUUCCGGGGGCCUUGCAACUGGUGGGGAUAUUCUUCAUUCCCGAGUCUCCAAGAUGGUUGGCAAGAGUUGGACGGGUGAAAGAGUUCAAAGCAUCUUUGCAACGGUUGAGGGGGGAAAAUGCUGAUGUUUCUGUAGAAGAAGAUGAGAUCCAAAGUGCCAUUAAUGAAAUGAAAAACGAUGAGAAAUCUAGUGUUGGGGACAUUUUCAAGCGGAAAUAUGCUCACGCCCUCACGGUUGGGAUUGGUCUAAUGUUUCUUCAACAACUUGGAGGCACAUCGGGUGUUGCAUAUUACGGCAGCAGUGUAAUCCAAAAAACUGGUUUUUCAACCACUAUUGGGACCAUAAUCAUUUCUGUAAUCCAGGUCCCCAUUGCUGCCAUUGGGAUAUUCCUGAUGGAUAUAUGUGGAAGAAGGCUUCUCCUCAUGGUUUCUGCAGGUGGAAUGAGCAUAUGUAGCUUCCUUGUAGGAUUAUCAUUUGUAUUACAGGGGCUUAACCUUUUCAAGGACUUCACUCCAAUUUUGGCCAUCACUGGAAUUACUGGAUAUUUCACUGCUUUCUCAAUUGGGAUGGGAGGAAUCCCUUGGAUUAUAAUGUCAGAGAUAUUUCCCAUGAAUGUAAAGGCUCUGGCAGGAACUCUCAUCACAUUAGUCAACUGGUCAUCUUCUUGGGUCAUGACUUACUCCUUCAACUUCAUGAUGCAAUGGAGCCCUGCUGGAACAUUCUUUAUUUUAACAGCAACUUGUGGGUUCACAGUUAUGUUUACUUUCAAGUUAGUACCGGAAACAAGAGGAAGAACACUUGAAGAAAUACAAGCAUAUAUGACGAGGCUUUAAUUUGAUAACAAGCCCACUUAUGUGUGUGUGCAUAUGUAUGAAUGAAUAUGUAUUCAAUACAAAAAAAUGUGCUAUUGGAAAUUUAGUUCAUGGAAGAGAAUCUGGACGGACAAAAGGAUCUAAGAAUUUCCUUCAUAUUGAUACAAUUACUGUGAUUAGCCUCAAUAUAAGAAGUGUUUUAGA